This is a messenger RNA of Diabrotica virgifera virgifera (western corn rootworm), 2693 nucleotides long. RefSeq lists its product as uncharacterized. Lineage: Eukaryota; Metazoa; Arthropoda; Insecta; Coleoptera; Chrysomelidae. The coding region runs from base 224 to 2218 and encodes 664 amino acids. The transcript has 5 exons. The record is from RefSeq and is a predicted model, not a curated record.
GUUAUGUCAAAAUUGAUUUUGUGUUGCUCAGAAUAUAAUUAUUUUAUUUUCUCGUUGUCGCUUAUUUCAAUAAACAAAUUUUGGCACAAGAAGUAAGUACUACCGUUGUACUACCUAAUCCGUAAUAGCAAAAAUUUUAAGAAAACUGCAUCAGAGUACCAUGGACGUGCAAAGGAAUGUUCUAUAUUUUUUGUAAUAGUAAUUGGUGUAUACUACUCCCUUUAUGAAAAUGAAGAAAGAAGUACAAGUACGAGUAUUCUGCAAUAAGGUUUUAAGAAAACUAUAUCGGUGUAAGUACCGUCAACGUGCAAAGGAAUGUUUUAUAUUUGUUAUAAUAGUAAUUGGUGUAUACUAUUUCCUUUAUGAAAAUGAAGAAAUAAGUACACAUAUUCAUCCACUGCAAGAAGGUCACUUUGAUUCUCCGAUCAAGCACGGAAUACAAUACUUGAUCAAUACUUCCCAAUGUAAAAUACCAAAAGCCAAUCCAUACAGCGCAGAGAUUCUUGAGUUUGUUUCUAAAGAACCAUAUGAAAAAUGUUCGAAUAAAACUUUGCUAUCGUACAUGAACAAAACGAAUGGCAUUGUUACUUUACAUUUCAACCGAAGCGCACAAAGAGAAUACAGUAGUUAUUUCAGCAUAAAAUGCUGCUAUUCGAAUAUUACUAGGAUUAAUUAUGAAACAAAGGCGGAUGACCAAAUUAAGCUGACUGAUUGCAUUGCCUUCGAAGAUUCAGUAGAAAUAAAUUAUCCUUACGUCAGUGUUAAAUGUUCAACAUUUUUUAGUGAAGUAUACAGCAACGUUCACGCUACAACUUUUUCCAUCUCUAAAGAACCCAAAAAACCUGGCGGAAAACCAAAAUUUAGUAUUAUGAUGCUCGGAAUAGACAGCGUAUCAAAAUCUAAUUUAGAACGCACCAUGCCAGAAACCUUCAAAUGGACUGAAAGUAAUAUGGUUAGUCUUAAGGGGUAUAACAAGAUCGGUGACAAUACAUUUCCUAACUUGAUGGGAAUACUAAGUGGGUAUAAUGUGGACCAGUUAUCGACGUUUUGUAACCGCACCAUAAAACAAAACCAUUGCAGGUUAAUCUGGGACAAAUUUAAAGAAUCUCAAUACAUAACAGGAUAUGCAGAAGAUGACUGCAAUAUUAACACGUUCCAUUAUCAACGUUUAGGAUUUUUAGAAGAACCCACAGAUUAUUAUUAUCGUCCUUACUUUUUAGCAGCAGAAACUUUGCAUGGUACUCGAUUGAGAAGAAAUAUGAUCUAUUGUGCUGGUCCCGAAACGUCUGGAGAAAGAAUACAAAAUGCAGCUAAAGAUUUCGCUGUUACUUUUAAGGACGUUCCAUCUUUUGGACUGUUUUGGAGUAACAGUUAUAGUCAUGAUAAUAUCAAUAUGCCAAGUGUCAUGGAUAAGAAGAUGUUACAACUUUUGUCUAGUACUGAAUUUCUAAAAGCCUUAAAUAAUACCAUUUUCAUAUUUUUUAGUGAUCAUGGUUUCAGAUUUGGUAAUAUUAGAUUUACUGAUACAGGUUGGUUGGAAGAAAGGCUUCCUUUUAUAUAUUUCAGAUUUCCAGAUUUCUUUAAACAUACUUAUGCAAAUGAAUACAAUAAUUUUAUAACAAACACAAAUCGAUUGACAUCACCCUAUGAUAUCCACAACACUUUCCAAAACAUUUUGAACAUCGGCAAUGAUUCUUACGUACCAUCAUGGAGUCAAGGAUGUUCCAGCUGCCACAGUUUGUUUGCUGAAAUUCCGGAAAAUAGAACAUGUAAAGACGCAGGUAUUAGUCAACAUUUUUGUACUUGCCAAGGACACACAUACAUCAAACAAGAUCAUCCCAAAGUGAUAGAUGUAUCGAAAUUUAUUGUAUAUGAAAUCAACAACAUUCUACUUACAACUGAGGGGGGUUCAUUAUGCGCAAAAUACAAUUUAACUAAAGUAAUGACCUCUGGUAUGUCUGAACCAUAUUGGAACGAAGAUCACAAAUACGUCCACUUCUUUUUAGUUAUGCUGGAAACAAGUCCUAAGGCUAAUUUUGAAGCUACCGUCGAAGCUCCAUAUGAGGAAAUAAAUAAUAAUAUUUCUACAACUCGAAUAAAUAAUAGUUUUAUGUUGUUAGGUGAAAUUAGUAGAAUAGAUAGAUACGGACCUGUGACAAAAUGUAUUACAGAUAAUGCUUAUCUAAAGAAAUACUGCUACUGCCGUAAUAAAUUGUAACAAAAUUAUAUAGAUGUUAAGGUAAGAUUAAUCGUAUUUAACAGUAUGAUGCAAAACAAUGGAAUAAAUUCAUUAUUUCAGAAACACACGACUUUUAACAAAAAUUUUAAAACACGUCAAUAGGGCUUUUCAUCGAUUGUCAUUUGUUUCGAGCUCCUGUCAUAAUAUGUUGUAUAAUCUGUGUGUAAUAUUAAUAUACACGGAUUAAACGACAUAUGAAAGAAGCUCGAAACAAAUGACUGUGAAUGAAAAGCCCUAUUGUAAUUUUUGAAUGGCCAUCAUUUGCUGUAUACAGUUGAGUCCGCGAGUCUUUACCCGUGCGUCAUUAAUAUGGCUUUUCAUUGAUUGUCAUUUGUUUCGAGCUUCUGUCAUGUGUCACAUAAUAUUAAUAUAUCUACAUCAUACGUCUUCGAUUUGUAUCAUUGGUAUAUACCAAUAACGUAUGACGUAGAUAUAUUAAUAUUAUGUGACACAU